AUGAGUGCUGAAGGGGAGAAGAAGGCCAGGACGUCCGGGGAGCAUUCGCCGGUUGUUUUUUCGCCGGCGUCCACCUCCACGUCUACGUCCUCGACCGGUCCUGUCUUACCGACGACUAAUCCGGCUACGACGCCUGAACCGGCACCGGCUGGGUUGCAUCCUGUGUUCUAUAUUAUUGCGUGGAUUACGCUGAGUUCAAGUGUUAUUCUUUUCAAUAAGAAACUCCUUGAUAGCAAGGAGAAUAUCUUUCCGGUCCUACUUACAACAUGGCAUAUGGCCUUUGCUACCCUGAUGACUCAAAUCCUCGCCCGAACCACCACUUUCCUCGAUGGCCGCAAGAAGGUCAAGAUGACAGGCAGAGUCUACCUCCGCGCCAUCCUCCCCAUCGGCUUCUUUUUCAGCCUGAGUCUGAUCUGCGGUAACAAGACAUACAUGUACCUCAGCGUGGCCUUUAUCCAGAUGCUCAAGGCAACAACUCCAGUGGUAACCCUCCUAGCAACCUGGGCCUUAGGCCUCGCUCCACCCAACAUGAAAACCCUCUUCAACGUCUCCUUCAUCGUCAUCGGUGUUGUCAUCGCAACCUUUGGUGAAAUCCAAUUUGUCAUGAUCGGCUUCAUUUUCCAGCUUGGCGGGUUGGUUUUCGAAGCCAUCCGUCUCGUCAUGGUUCAGCGCCUUCUUAGCUCAUCAGAGUUCAAGAUGGACCCACUCGUUUCCCUGUAUUAUUUCGCUCCCAUCUGUGCGGUCAUGAACGGUAUUGUCUCGCUGUUUUUGGAGGUGCCUGAUCUGGCGCUUGAGCAUAUCUAUAGGGCUGGUGUGAUUACAUUGAUUAUGAAUGCCCUGGUGGCAUUUUUGCUAAAUGUUUCUGUUGUGUUUCUGAUCGGCAAAACCUCUUCCCUAGUCCUAACCCUCUGCGGCGUCCUCAAAGACGUCCUCCUAGUCUCCAUCUCAGCCGCCUACUGGAAAACCCCCGUAACCCCCCUCCAACUCUUCGGCUACAGCAUCGCCCUGGGCGGAAUGGUCUACUACAAGCUCGGCGCAGAUAAGGUCAAGGAAUACGCCAGCCAGGCCAACCGGUCCUGGGCUGAGUAUGGCAGCGCUAAACCCGUCCAGCGGAGGCUGGUGGUUAUUGCGGGCUCGGUGUUGUUUGUUGUGCUUGUGUUGGUGGUUAUGGCGUCGCCUGGUGGGAUUGCGUUGGGGGCUAUGAGAGGCUAG
Molecule: messenger RNA, 1212 nt
Organism: Paracoccidioides brasiliensis Pb18
Exons: 5
Coding region: 1-1212 (403 amino acids)
Cellular component (GO): Golgi apparatus; endosome; trans-Golgi network
Molecular function (GO): antiporter activity
Source: RefSeq, a predicted model, not a curated record